Botrytis deweyae is the source of this 396-nucleotide messenger RNA. RefSeq lists its product as uncharacterized. The coding region runs from base 1 to 396 and encodes 131 amino acids. The transcript has 3 exons. Lineage: Eukaryota; Fungi; Ascomycota; Leotiomycetes; Helotiales; Sclerotiniaceae. The record is from RefSeq and is a predicted model, not a curated record.
AUGUACGCAGGAUUCUCGCUUCAUAUCAUUCCGUCUAUCUUCUGUGCCUAUAAGAAAGAGAAGAAGAAGAAGAAGAAGAAGAAAAAAAAGGAAGAAAGAAGAAAAAGAAGAAAAGAAGAAAAAAAGAAGAAAAAGACAGCAAACAAGAAAAAGAAGAAACGCCAAGGUCCUAGAAUAUUUCCUAACUCUUCUACAAGUGUCCCAAGCUGUAACUAUAAGACCCAGAAACGCAACGAAACGCAAAGCCAAGAAAAGAAAAGAAAAGAAAAAGAAAAAAACGAAAAGAAAAAAAAGACAAGACACGAAAAGAAAAGCAAGAAGAAAGGACCAGAAACGAAAAAAAAGACAAGCAACGAAAAUGAUCUAAUCUAUACAAAAAAACAAAAAAGAAAAUGA